Molecule: messenger RNA, 1605 nt
Organism: Brassica oleracea var. oleracea
Lineage: Eukaryota; Viridiplantae; Streptophyta; Magnoliopsida; Brassicales; Brassicaceae
Exons: 4
Coding region: 1-1605 (534 amino acids)
Source: RefSeq, a predicted model, not a curated record
AUGACAGAGGAAGAUGAAAACCUCUAUUGGGUAGAGCAGGAAGAACUGGCCGAGAAUCAGGCUGGGAUCCACCGCAGCCAACGCCGACAGGCUUGCAAGGCUGCUAGAAAUCCUGAUGAGAUCAAUGAUCUCCCCGAGUACAUCGCAAAAACUGCGGCAGAAGUCAAGGCGAUAAAGUCGCAGAUUCACCACGCGACAAAUGCUGCACCCGAGAUCGACAGACUUCUCGUGAAAGCGCGGAAAACUCCGGAAACCUCAGACGUCGAACUUUGGAGUCUAUCUCAAAGAGAAAACGAACCACUCCGCGAAUUCAUGAACAGGUUCAAGCUGGUAAUGGCAAGAGUCACUGGAAUCAGCGACAAAGUGGCAGUCGACGCUUUGCGGAAAACUCUCUGGUACAGGUCAAAACUCCGACAAUGGAUAUCCCUUGAAAAACCGAGAACAAUCCAUGACGCUCUUCACAAGGCAACGGAUUUCAUCAUGAUGGAAGAAGAGAUGAAAGUCCUCUCCCAGAAGUACAACCCGCAUAAGACGUCUGCGAGAAGGAAAAACCCUCGUAAUGACAGGUAUGUCCACCACGAGGGAGAAGAUCUCCAGGGCGAGCAUAAUUACGCUAUCAACUCCGAACAGAAAAAGACUUCCGGAAAUACCUGGACUAGGAACCAGUUCAAGGAUAAUUCCUACUGCGAGUUCCCCCAGACCAGAGUUCAUUCCACUAUGAACUGCAAGGUUCUCGGCACAAGUCUUGCUGCGAAGCUCCUCGCCGGCAAAAUUUCGAAGGUCACAUGCAUAAAAGACCACCUCCUGGAUUCCGACCGCCCUCCCAAAACUGAUAAAGAGUCCCCCGAAAACGACACCCGCGAAAAUCAGUCGGGCGAGAAACGCAGAAGGAGGCAGGAUGACCGAGGAAACGACAGCAACCGUCGAAGGGUGAGCAUGAUCAUUGGGGGAUCGCAAUUUUAUCGCGAUUUGAUCUCGUCGAUCAAAGCUUAUGGACGUAAGGCUGAGAAGAGUUCAAGCUGGCUGGCUCGGUCCCCAACCGACGACGCCCCUAACGAUAUGAUCGUCUUUGAAGAGCGGGAAACCAUCAAAAUCGACAAACCUCACUGCGACCCAUUGGUUAUCGAUCUGGUAAUCCGAGACCUGGAAGUGGGUAGGAACCUUAUCGACACGGGAAGCACAGUCAACGUCAUCUUCCGUGAUACCCUCCGGAGGUUGAACAUCGAACUCGGAGAAGUCGUCCCGGAACCAAAACCUCUCACCGGUUUCUUAGGUGCAACGUCUAUGACCCUCGGAUCAAUCAAGCUCCCGGUGAUGGCUAAAGAGGUGACGAAAAUCAUUUACUUCGCGGUAGGCGAUAACCCGGCCAUCCACAAUGUCAUCAUGGGAACUCCUUGGAUCAAUGCCAUGAAAUCGGUACCGUCGACUUACCACCUUGGCAUCAAGUUCCCAACUCCAAACGGAACAGCUGCAUCGACUCCAGACAGCGACAUAGUCCCCGAGUCCAUCGCCUUGCCAGCGGACAGCCCGACUCCUGAAACGGUCGUCGAUCCAAAUGAAGCCCCAACGGCUGAAAUAUUAUCCAAAUACACAGUCCGUCCGUGA